Molecule: messenger RNA, 2506 nt
Organism: Etheostoma spectabile (orangethroat darter)
Lineage: Eukaryota; Metazoa; Chordata; Actinopteri; Perciformes; Percidae
Product: zinc finger protein 205-like
Exons: 5
Coding region: 106-2190 (694 amino acids)
Biological process (GO): regulation of gene expression
Cellular component (GO): nucleus
Source: RefSeq, a predicted model, not a curated record
ACGACUGGACGCUGUUUUCAGCCUCAGCUCCGGCUGCACAGAGCAGAGCUCCCACAGCAACAUGUCUGUAAGGAGGAGGAGGUUCUCUCGGACCAGCAGCUCAACAUGCCAGUUAUAACCUCUGUGGAAUCAGAAGCAAACCGGGACCACCAGCUCCUCUCUCACAACUCUCAUGGAGCUGAGAGUCAAGAUCAGAAAGGAGGCCAGCAUGGAGACUCAGGAUCAACUAGAAAUGCAGAGCCAGAACCAAAGAAGAGACGACGCAAGAGCAGAAGUCACAGCAACAACGUAGACAACACUAACAUGUCAGAGGUUCACUCUAAUACUCAAACAGAGCUCCCACAGCAACAUGUCUGUAAGGAGGAGGAGGUUCUCUCUGACCAGCAGCUCUGUAUUCAGGUGAGGAACUCCAGUCUGGACCGAGAGGACCCAGAGCCUCCACAGAUUAAAGAGGACCUGUGCACCAGUCAGGAGGGAGAGCAGCUUGUCCUGAAGCAGGAGACUGAUACCUUUAUGUUGACUCCUACUUAUGAGGAAAGGGACCACAGUGAAGGUCAGACUCUGAACUUAAACCCUGAUGAUGACACUCUAAAUGCAGCAGAGAAAGAGUCUUUAGCCAACAUGCCAGUUAUAACCUCUGUGGAAUCAGAAGUAAACCGUGACCACCAGCUCCAUAGAGCUGAGAGCCAAGACCAGAAAGGAGGCCAGCAUGGAGACUCAGGAUCAGCUAGAAAUGCAGAGCCAGAACCAAAGAAGAGACGACGCAAGAGCAGAAGUCACAGCAACAACGUAGACAACACUAACAUAUCAGAGACAGAGCUCCCACAGCAACACGUCUGUAAGGAGGAGGAGGUUCUCUCUGACCAGCAGCUCAACAUGCCAGUUAUAACCUCUGUGGAAUCAGAAGCAAACCGUGACCACCAGCUCCUCUCUCACAACUCUCAUGGAGCUGAGAGCCAAGAUCAGAAAGGAGGCCAGCAUGGAGACUCAGGAUCAGCUAGAAAUGCAGAGCCAGAACCAAAGAAGAGACGACGCAAGAGCAGAAGUCACAGCAACAACGGAGACAACACUCACAUGUCAGAAACAGACGUCCAGAAGCUGUCGGUGGUUAAAGCAGAGGUUCCCCCUGAGCAGCAGGGGUGGAGCUCCAGUCUGGACCAGGAGGACCCAGACCCCCCACACAUUAAAGAGGAACAGCAGCAACUCUGGACCAGUCAGGAGGGAGAGCAGCUUCAAGGGCUGGAGGAGGCUGAUAUCAAGUUCCCGUUCACUACUGUCCCUGAGAAGAGUAAAGAAGAUGAUGAAGAGAAAGCUCAGUCCUCACAGCUUCAUGAAAGCCAAACUGAGGAGAACAGAGAAGCAGAGAGAACAGGACCUGAUGGAGAGGACUGUGGAGGACAAGAACCAGCCAGGAACUCAGAUCCAGAUAGUCCUUUUCAACCAGCUACUCAUGACAAGACUUCAGACUCCCCUGAAUCUGAUGAUAGUGCAGACUGGGAGGAGACUAGGGAACCUCAGACAGGUUUAAACCUUCUGCCAAACAAUGAAGAACCUGUAAGUGAUGUUGGAUGUAACACUGGAAACACAUCAGUUAGCUCCUCUGAAUGUAAAGGAAGCUUUGGCCGCAAAAAACAUCAGCAGAAACCCUCUGGAGUCCAAACACGAGAGAAACCAUUUAGUUGCUCAGUUUGUGGUAAAAGAUACCUUCGGAAGAAAACCUUAAUGACUCACAUGAAACUUUAUUCAAAAGAAAAAUGUUCCACCUGCUCAGUUUGCAAAGCAAGUUUCUGUCAGCCUGGCAAUUUGGCUGUACACAUGAGAAUCCACACGGGAGAAAAACCAUUUAGUUGUUCAGUUUGUGAUCAAAAAUUUGCACAAAAGAAAACUCUGAGACAACAUUUGACUGUCCACACGGGGGAGAAACCAUUUAGUUGCUCAGUUUGUAGUAAAAGUUUUGCACAAAAGCAAAAUCUGAGACAACAUUUGACUGUCCACACAGGUGUAAAAUCAUUUAGUUGCUCAGUUUGUAGUAAAAGUUUUGCAGCCCCUAGCAAUCUGAGACGACAUUUGACGGUCCACAUGGAGGAGAAACCAUUUAGUUGCUCAGUUUGUUGUAAAAGGUUUACACAAAAGCAAACUCUGAAACAACACUUGAUCAUCCACACAAGUGCUGAAUCUGAGAUCUCUUAAAUUGCAUUUUCAUUCCCUUUUGUCCCUUCCUGCCUUAGUCCGUCCCACCGGGGAAGCAUGGGAGAGACAGAGGAGACAUCCUUUCUUCUAAACCAUCACAUAACUUCGUCAGCUUCUGUGGACGGAGUUAGCGAUGGCGUUCAGCUGCACGGCCAUCAGGUCCCGUUGUUCUGGACCGAGACCAGUGAAGUCAAUUAGAAGCUAUUAGGCAACCAGGCUGCCAACCAGAAGCUAUUAGGCAACCAGGCUGCCAACCAGACGCUGGGCGACCAGGCCGCCAACCAGACGCUGGGCGACCAGGCCGCCAACCAGACGC